GUAAACCAAAAUCUUCAAUUUUUCAUUCCCCUUAAAAACUCGUUCAUGGUGGAAGAAAAAAAAAACCCUAUUCCUUGUUCCUCCUUGGAAUCAAUCAAUUUUUCAUUCCCCCUUUUGGUUUGUAGAAUCAAAUUCUAUUCUCCUUUUAGCUUUUGACCUAUAAAGAUCCAAUCUUUUCUCAUUUUUGCUGAAUUCAGUUUUUCCAGUCUAGAGAGAAAGUUAGGGUUUUGAUUUUGAUUUUGUGUUUGUUGAAAUAGAAAGAUGACGAUUGAAGGGGAUUUAUUAGAUGAUAUAAUAAGAAGAUUACUUGGAGCAAAGAAAGGAAGAGUAGUAAAAGAUGUUGAUUUAAGUGAUUCUGAGAUUAAACAACUUUGUGUUACUUCAAGAGCUAUCUUUCUUGAACAACCUAAUCUGCUUGAACUUGAAGCUCCUGUUAAAAUCUGUGGUGAUGUUCAUGGUCAGUAUUCUGAUCUUCUUCGACUGUUUGAAUAUGGUGGAUUGCCUCCAAAUGCAAACUACUUGUUCUUGGGUGACUAUGUUGAUCGUGGUAAACAGUGCAUAGAGACCAUUUGCCUUCUUCUAGCAUACAAAAUCAAGUACCCCGAAAACUUCUUUCUACUCAGAGGCAAUCACGAGUGUGCAUCCAUCAACCGAAUAUACGGGUUCUAUGAUGAAUGUAAGAGGAGGUAUAGUGUCCGCCUUUGGAAAGUUUUCACCGAUUGCUUCAACUGCCUACCUGUUGCUGCUAUUGUGGGAGAAAAAAUUAUAUGUAUGCACGGAGGAUUGUCACCUAAAUUGCAUAGCUUGGAUGAUAUUAGGAAACUCUCUCGCCCUGCUGAUGUGCCUGAUCAUGGCCUUCUCUGUGAUUUGCUCUGGGCAGAUCCUGAUAAAAGCACUGAAGGUUGGGCUGCAAAUGAUAGAGGUGUAUCCUUUACAUUCGGGUCUGAGCAGGUUACUGAAUUCCUUCAGAAACAUGAUCUCGAUCUAAUUUGCCGAGCUCACCAGGUUGUAGAAGAUGGAUAUGAAUUCUUUGCAAAACGACAGCUGGUUACAAUAUUCUCGGCCCCAAAUUAUUGUGGGGAGUUUGACAAUGCUGGUGCAAUGAUGAGUGUGGAUGAAUCUUUGACUUGUGCAUUUCAAAUUCUUAGACCUUCUAAGAAAGGUUUCCGUAGUUACACAAAACCUGGAACACCGCCAUAUAAGCCUGACGGACGUCCUGUAAAUCAAUUGCUGUUUAGGAUGUUAUUAUUUACGGCCAUUAUGUUCUCUCUACAAUACAUCAUAUGCAAAUUAUUUUCUUGCCAUCUAUAAUUAGUUCAUCGAUGGAUGACAAUGGACAAGGCUAUAUAAUUCAAGAGAAGAAGAACACGACUGACUUGAGGAUGUUUGGUAACUUUUAUUUCAUUUUUCCUGAGUAGACUCCAAAACUUGAACUCGAUCUUGCAUGGCCUAGCAUGGGUUUUCAAAUACAGGUUGCUACAUAAUACGGCCGCUGAAAAGUGAAAUAGAUAUACUACACAUACGAAAGAAACAUAAAGAUUUGCCUCAUAUACGAAUACGAGCCAGAUACCCGUAUGUAAAUUUGAAUUGUAGAUGACCUUAAAACUUUGUUCUGUUCUUGUGAAUCGCUUGUUUGGUGUGUUUUUUUUUUGUCUUUCGCUUCUUUUUGUUACUUUGCCGUAUACAGUUGAUGUAAGUCAGGCUUAAAGAUAUACAAAAACAAGGAAAAGGAGAGAAAAAUACAGUUUCUUAUUGCACUUUGGUGCUGUAUGUACAUUAUAUGAACUUACUUUUCACAAUUUCAUUUUGUUCGGCA
This is a messenger RNA of Papaver somniferum (opium poppy), 1816 nucleotides long. RefSeq names its product serine/threonine-protein phosphatase PP1-like. The record is from RefSeq and is a predicted model, not a curated record. The transcript is spliced from 5 exons. Gene Ontology annotation, molecular function: protein serine/threonine phosphatase activity. Bases 262 to 1311 code for a protein of 349 amino acids. Lineage: Eukaryota; Viridiplantae; Streptophyta; Magnoliopsida; Ranunculales; Papaveraceae. Gene Ontology annotation, cellular component: nucleus; cytoplasm.